This is a messenger RNA of Phalaenopsis equestris, 2485 nucleotides long. RefSeq names its product methylcrotonoyl-CoA carboxylase subunit alpha, mitochondrial. Gene Ontology annotation, cellular component: mitochondrion. The transcript is spliced from 16 exons. NCBI's taxonomy places the organism in Eukaryota, Viridiplantae, Streptophyta, Magnoliopsida, Asparagales, Orchidaceae. Bases 74 to 2308 code for a protein of 744 amino acids. Gene Ontology annotation, molecular function: metal ion binding; methylcrotonoyl-CoA carboxylase activity; ATP binding. The record is from RefSeq and is a predicted model, not a curated record.
UGAUCGUUACUUCCUAGUACUGCCUCAUGUGCUCACUCUUUGCGAAGGGAGGUCACACUGCAGAGAGAGCGAAAUGGUGUUAAUGUCUUCUGUGUUUCGGAGAAGAGUCCUUCAACUUCCACCAUGCAGAAACCCUAAGCCUACAAUUUCCCGGCGGUGGAUGUCCUCGUCGCCGUCGCCGGAAUCGCCGGAGGGGAAGAAAGGGAUGAAUAUUGAGACGAUAUUGGUGGCGAACCGCGGGGAGAUUGCGUGCAGGAUCAUGAGGACGGCUAGGAGGCUUGGCAUCCGGACUGUUGCGGUAUUUAGCGAUGCCGAUCGUGGCGCUCUUCAUGUGGAUUAUGCCGACGAGGCCAUACGAAUUGGACCGGCUCCUGCACGCUCCAGCUAUCUUAAUGCAUCGGCCAUUAUUGAGGCUGCCCAUCGAACUGGAGCUCAGGCUAUACACCCUGGCUAUGGUUUUUUGUCUGAGAGUGCUGAUUUUGCUCAGCUUUGUGAAGCUGAAGAUCUUAACUUUAUAGGGCCUCCAGCGUCUGCCAUCAGAGAAAUGGGUGACAAGAGCGCAUCAAAGCGAAUCAUGGGUGCUGCUGGUGUACCACUUGUGCCUGGUUAUCAUGGUGACCAACAGGAUAUUGAUUUUUUAAAAGCCGAAGCUGAAAAAAUUGGAUAUCCCAUUUUAAUAAAGCCUACACAUGGCGGAGGAGGAAAGGGAAUGAGAAUAGUUCGAAGUCCAGGUGAAUUUGCUGAUUCUUUUUUGAGUGCACAACGUGAGGCUGCUGCUUCUUUUGGAGUAAGUACAAUUUUGAUUGAGAAGUACAUCACUCAACCCAGGCAUGUAGAAGUUCAGGUUUUUGGAGACAAGCAUGGAAAUGUCAUCCAUUUAUAUGAGAGAGACUGCAGUGUGCAACGAAGGCAUCAGAAAAUAAUUGAAGAGGCACCUGCGCCAAAGGUAGCCAAUGAGUUCCGCUCUCAUCUAGGCGAAGCUGCUGUUGCUGCUGCCAAGGCAGUUGGCUAUUACAAUGCGGGAACAGUGGAGUUUAUUAUGGAUACCCUUUCCAAUCAAUUUUAUUUCAUGGAAAUGAACACCAGACUUCAGGUCGAACAUCCUGUAACCGAGAUGAUUGUUGGACAAGAUCUCGUGGAGUGGCAAAUCCUUGUUGCAAAUGGUGAAACUCUGCCUUUGACUCAGUCAGAGGUGCCCUUAAAAGGGCAUGCCUUUGAGGCUAGAAUAUAUGCAGAAAACGUUUAUAGGGGCUUCCUCCCUGCAACUGGUUCACUCCAUUACUACCAUCCAGUCUCCAUUUCUCCAACAGUGCGAGUUGAAACAGGAGUGAAGGAGGGAGACACGGUUAGCAUGCACUACGACCCUAUGAUAGCUAAGCUUGUAGUGUGGGGAGAAAAUCGACAAGCUGCGUUAGUCAAACUGAAGGACUGCUUGCUAAACUUUCAGGUUGCAGGUUUGCCGACUAAUAUAGGUUUUCUGUACAAACUCGCAAACCAUUGGGCUUUUGAGAAGGGCUUAGUUGAAACACAUUUCAUUGAGCAUUUCAAAGAGGAUCUUUUCAUUGAUUCAGGAGUUGAUAUAGCAGCCGGGACAUCUGCUUCCUCCAAACUUGGUGCAGCAUUUGUUGCAGCAUGCAUCUGUGAAAAGGACCAUAAUACCUACAAGGAAAAGUUUCCUGGUGGGGACAAUUUGUUUUCUUUGUGGUAUUCUAAUCCACCUUUUCGAAUGCAUCACUCUGCCAAGCGUUUGAUAGAACUUGAGUGGGACAAUGAACUUGAUGGAAAAUGCCUAGAACCCUUGAAACUGGUCAUCAACUGUGUAUCGAAAGGAAGAUAUUUAGUUGAGUUUGAAGGUGAUGAUUCCCCUGUCAUGGACAUCAAAGUCGUUCAUUUGGGUGAGUGCAAGUUCAUUGUUGAAACUGAUGGACUGAGCAACCAUAUUACUUUGGCAAGGUACUUUAAGGAUAAUUGCAAACACAUACAUAUAUGGCACGGGCAACAUCACCAUCAUUACCGAGAACCUGCGAGCCUUGAUCAUUCUAAUAAUGACGUGAGUGAUCAUAAACCUAGUUUUCAGACGGCUCCACAUCCUAAAGGGAGUGUGUUGGCACCUAUGGCUGGUUUAGUGGUCAAGGUUUUGCUAGACAAUGGGGCAAAGGUUGAAGAAGGACAACCUGUUCUAGUUCUUGAGGCCAUGAAAAUGGAGCAUGUUGUCAAGUCUCCUCGUGCCGGUUAUAUUGAGGGGCUUCAUAUUGCAUCCGGCCAACAAGUCUUUGACACUAGUAUUCUCUUUACUGUCAAGGAUUAGCGACAAAAUAACAUAUCUGCUGCAAUAUUUUAUGCUUCUUUGCUCCAUUUCUUACCUAUGGAACAAUGAAAUAAACUAAAAAGAAAGCCUGGGACUGAGUUCAUAUCCGGCGGCUCCAUAUCGAACUGAUGCAUAUUCUCUCCAAAACAUCAUUUUUCUUAUUUUGAGGUUUAUUUG